This is a messenger RNA of Drosophila takahashii, 1548 nucleotides long. RefSeq names its product alanyl-tRNA editing protein Aarsd1-A. Gene Ontology annotation, biological process: regulation of translational fidelity; tRNA aminoacylation. The record is from RefSeq and is a predicted model, not a curated record. Lineage: Eukaryota; Metazoa; Arthropoda; Insecta; Diptera; Drosophilidae. Gene Ontology annotation, molecular function: aminoacyl-tRNA ligase activity; Ser-tRNA(Ala) deacylase activity; ATP binding.
UGGCGGUGAACUAGCCGCCAAAUGAACACUUGUUGACGGAACGCUCAUAAAUUGUUUAUUAUUGCGAUAGGCCAACUGGGGAUUGCGUGGAUUGAAUGAGAAGAUGGUGUUCAAGUGCCAGGAGGACAGUUUCCUGAAGCAGUUCAAGACGAAAAUCGUGAGCAGCGAGUUCGCCACCUUGGAUUGGCCGGAUGGCAGUGGAAAGGUGGAGAAACUGAAGGGAUUCCAUGUGGUCUGCGAGGAUACGAUACUGUUUCCCGAGGGCGGUGGCCAGCCCUGCGACUACGGAACUCUGGCCGGGUUUCCCGUGAGGAAUGUCCAGAGGAAGGGCACCACGGCCGUGCACUUUGUGGAGUCCCCGACGAGCUUCGAGCAGGAUGCCGAGGUCCUGCUGACCCUGGACUACCAGCGGCGGCUGGACCACAUGCAGCAGCACUCGGGCCAGCACCUGAUCACCGCCCUGUUCGACCGGGAGUUCAAGUACGACACCACCUCGUGGUCCCUGGGCUCCAGCGCCUCGUACAUCCAGCUGAGCACGCCCCAUUUGAUCAGUCGCGAGUCGCUGGACCUCAUCGAGCGGCAGGCCAACGAUCUGAUCCGGGAGGGGCGCGCGGUCACGGUGCUCCUGGUAGAUCCCGAGGUGGCGCAGGAGUUCCAGGACGCCCGGGCACCACGCGGCCUGCCCAAGGACCACGAGGGCCUGGCGAGGGUGGUGCGCAUCGAGGGCAUCGAGAGCAACAUGUGCUGCGGCACCCACGUCACGAAUCUCUCGCAGUUGCAGUGCAUCAAGCUGCUGUACGCCGAGAAGGUCAAGACGAAUGUCCUGGUCCACUUUGUGGUGGGCGAAAGGGUGCUCGCUAAGCUGGGCGAGGUCUUCCAGCGCGAACAGCAGCUCACCCAGGCCCUCAAAGGCGGGCCCGGCCAGCACCUGGAGCUCGUCCAGAAGCUGCAGCAGAAUGUGAAGGGCAGCCGCAAGUACUUCCAGCAGCUGCUCAAGGACUUUGCCACCGCCGAGGCCGAGCGGCUGGAGGAUCUGCCCAAGAAGGAGCGCCCCAAGUACUUUGCCCUCCAUCGACGCGACGGCAUCGAGGUGGACUUCAUCAACACAUUCUUGCGCGUGGCCCCCGAGGGCAUCUUCUACUUCCUCACCGUCGCCGAGGGCGUGGCCGCCGGCAGCAGUGCCAAGGGCCACCUGGUGCUGCGCGGCGAGCCGGAAAUGGUCGAGCAACUGGGCCCCCAGUUCGUGGAGCUGCUGGAGGGCAAGGGCAACGGCAAGGAGGGCAGCUUCCAGGGCAAGAUCAACAGCCUGGCGCGACUGCAGGACUGCCAGGCGCUGCUGGAGGCGCAAUUCAGGCCCAAGAAGAUCGUCGUCGAGGCUCCGAAACCAUCAAAUGGAGCCGAGUUGGAAAAGGAGGAGUAAAUUCCGCAGAUAUACAAUAUUUGUAUGGUAUUACAAUGAUAUUCGAGGAUAAAUGUUGCCUAUUUUUAAAGCAAUUUACGGAACAAUUUCCAAAGAAAAAGAAAGGCUUUUUCUGUACUAAAAACAUA